AAAAUACAAAUAAGUUUCGUAAAAUAACUUUCCAACAAGACCUUGCUGUCAUCUCAGCUAAUUACGGCUCUGAUACGCGCUCAUUAGCACAUCCCCACCUUUGCUACCUUGCUUCUCCACCCACCACCCUUUCAGAUCUCCGUCCUGGCUCCGCCUCUCGCCGGCGUUAUAAUGGGCUGGUCUGAAAGUGGUGGAGAGACGCAGAACCACAGAGGAAGAGAGAGAUAAUGACAAUAACACUAAUAACCCUAAUAACCCGGGUGCGAGGAGCCAGCCCGGUGUCCCGGCACUGACCGGGGACGAAGCCGGAGAGACAGGAAUAACCUCGACUUCCCUCGGGAGCUUCUCGGAGCGCCGCACGGUAACCUCGGAGCAGCACCGGGCUCCGGUGGGAAGGCAGAGAGGAACCGGCUCCGCGGGGACCUCGUCGCCCCCAUGGAGCGGCGGGAGUAAAGACCGAGAAGGACACAAAAAAAAAAAAAAAAGAAAAAGAAGGGGGGGGUUGGAAAAAAAGAGCGAAAAGGAGGUGGAAGCCGGAGGAAGCACCCGCGGGUGCAUCGGGCAUCGCCACCUGCCCUCGGCGGCGGGGAAAGGGCCAGCUCAGUGCCGGCGGCUCCCGGGGAGGUGGGGAGCCAUGAAGCUGGAGGUGUUCUCGCAGCACUACGAGGACAAGCUGAGCGCCGGCAGCGACCAGGAAGGCAGCGGGUCCCUCUCCCCGGCGCCGGCCGAGAGCGAGCUGGGCUCGGACGGCGACUGCGCCGCCCACAGCCCCGGCGGCGGGGCCGGGAGUCAGGGGCUGCCCCCGCCGCCCCCCGCCGCCCCGCAGCCGCCUCCCGAGAGCAGCAGCAAGGGCAAGCCCUACACUCGGCGGCCGAAGCCGCCCUACUCCUACAUCGCCCUGAUCGCCAUGGCCAUCCGCGACUCGGCCGGGGGCCGCCUCACCCUGGCCGAGAUCAACGACUACCUGAUGAGCCGCUUCCCCUUCUUCCGCGGCGCCUACACGGGCUGGCGCAACUCCGUGCGCCACAACCUCUCCCUCAACGACUGCUUCGUCAAGGUGCUGCGCGACCCGGCGCGGCCGUGGGGCAAGGACAACUACUGGAUGCUCAACCCCAGCAGCGAAUACACCUUCGCUGACGGAGUCUUCCGACGGCGCCGCAAGCGGCUGAGCCGCGCCGCCCCGCCGCCCUCCCGCCCCGCCGCUCCGCACGACGCGGGGUCCCCCGGCGCUUCCCCGCGCUGCUGCUGCGCCUCCUCGCCGUGCAACUGCGCUGCGGGCUCCGCCGCCAAGGAGGCGCCCGCGGGGGGAGGCGGCGGUGGGGCGGCAGCGGGAAGCGGCGGCUCCAAGUUUUCCAGCUCCUUCGCCAUCGAGAGCCUCCUGCGGCGGCCGGCGGGGCCCCGCACGGCCGCCCCCCCGCAGCCCCCGCACGGCCGCGUCGUCUGGCCGGCGCCCCCGCACCUGCUGCCCGGCCCCUACCCGCUGCUCCCCUACCCACCUGCCGCGCCGCCGCUGUACGGCGGGGGCCUCCUGCCGCUCUGCAGGUUCGGGCUGGGCGAGCCGCCCUCGCCGCUGAUGCUGGGGGCAGAGCCGCAGCAGCCGCCGCAGCGCCCGCGGGCGCCGCUCUUCCCCGCUGCCCUCGCCAAGGACGGGCGGGGGGCGCCGGCCCCGCUGUACGGGUCCCUCCGGCUGCAGCCGGCGGCCGGGGGCUCGGCUCCGUUCCAGCCGUACGCCGUGGAGACCCCUCUGGCUUAAUGGAGCCCCCCUCCUCCCUUGCGAAGGGCCUGCCCGGGGAGGCGGGGAGGGGGAAAGGUAGGCGGCUCUGGAUCCCGCACUUUAACUCCAAGCCUCCAAGCAAAAAUAAAAAAAAGCCUUGGUGACUGUGCCUUAAUGAAAUGACAGUGCGUUUAACUUCAACCAAAAAAAAAAAUCUAAACAAGAAAACUGUCUUUUUGGACAUAGCCAUGAGCCUCAAGUGCUUCUUACUGUUCGUUGAGACUACUUGACUUAAGCCUCUCCCUCGCCGCCUCCUUUCUAUCCCCCGUCUUGUCCCCGCAUCUCCUGCCACCAAAGCCUGGGAUUCCCGCAGGGAUGCGCUGUGCACUGGGAGGAGGGAGAGGGGUCGGGGGCGCCUGCGGGAGGGAGAAGGGGAGGGGUCCGGGGGCUGUUGAGGAGCCGUAGGUCUGUACUGCAAAGUGAUGCAUCACUGUGCCAAAAAGAAAUCUUUUCUCCUGUCCGGCAACUAGCAUUUCGUGGGGAGGGAGGACCUUAAAUUAUUUAUAAAAGUAGUGGUUUUAACACAAAGAGAUGCAGCUUUCUUUUUUUAAUUAAUUAUUGUUCGGGGGGCGGGAUCGGGGAAAGGGCUCAUGGAAAUGUCAGGCGUUGUCUCCUGAACUGAUUGGCGUUGUGCACCUAAGGCCAAGACCACUGCUACUGGAAAGAGAAGAGUAAUUUUUUUCCCCCUUAUUUUAUUUUUGUGUUUGUAUAUAUUAUAUAUGUGCGUGUGCAUUUUAUUGACGCUUGGCCACAGUGUUUUUCCUUUUUGUGUGUGUGUGUGGUUUAGUUUUUUUGUUUGUUUCUUUUUUUCUUUCUCCUCUCCCCCGAAUAAAAGCUGCUCCAUAAAUAAAGACAGUAAUACGAGCGUGAUGUCUGUGCUGGCGUGGAGGGAGGGAACUCCGCCGUGGUAGCCUUGGCCGAGGAGCAUUGGGGCUGCCGGGACAGAGAGGUUCUGCUCUUGGGCUGCCUCCAGGUUUGGAAGUCCCUCUUCAAUUCCUGGAAGUCAAAUCAGGUUUCCCCGACGGUGCUCAGCCCUGCAGAAAGGCAGGAGGACUUGCAGGCUGGCUGCCCGACUUGGGGGCAGCUUGUGGGAGCCUUGCGCAUCUUUUAUUUUCUCUCCUCCUUUUUCUUUUAUUCCCCGGAGCACAGCAGACGAAACGUGAUCCUGUUGUCAUCUUUCGGUCCAAAGAAAACUUGCUUCAGGAAGGUCGUUUUGACACCACAGGGCUCCGGCUGCUUCUGUUGGGGACAGCCUCGCAGGGAGCGUAUCUGCAGGGAGCGAAACCUCAGCAGG
This is a messenger RNA of Cuculus canorus (common cuckoo), 3068 nucleotides long. RefSeq names its product forkhead box Q1 (gene FOXQ1). Gene Ontology annotation, molecular function: DNA-binding transcription factor activity, RNA polymerase II-specific; RNA polymerase II cis-regulatory region sequence-specific DNA binding. Lineage: Eukaryota; Metazoa; Chordata; Aves; Cuculiformes; Cuculidae. The transcript has a single exon. The record is from RefSeq and is a predicted model, not a curated record. Gene Ontology annotation, biological process: regulation of transcription by RNA polymerase II; anatomical structure morphogenesis; cell differentiation. Bases 635 to 1753 code for a protein of 372 amino acids.